AUGGUUGCUUCUCGCGAAACACGCAGCGAGUCGGAAGCAUUUUUGCGCGGCUCGGAUGCAAACGUGGGGAGGCCCGGCACCUCACGGGAGCGUGAGACUGACGCCUAUUUUGGCGACAGAGGUAUUGUGAACACCAGGGAGGAGGGGGAACACGCGUAUGCGGACGUGCAGACCACACAUAUGAAGACGGUGAGGGCGACGACUUCUACUCCGGCGCGGCAUCUUCUGUCGCGCCCUUCAACGCAGGACAAGAUUGCAGCAUAUAUUGCAGCUGCAAAGAAGAUGAUGGUUGCCUGUCGUGCGGAAAAGACGAAGGUCAACCCCGAGAAGAAGCCAGCGAAAAAGAUAAGCCAAGCAAAGAAGAAGAUGUCGAAACCCACGCUCACGUCCAGAGCAAUAGAGUCCAAGGAGGCCUGUGAACUCGUUGCUGUGAACUGGACACCAAGAAAUGCUCCUGUAUAUAUACUUAACGAAAGUAGACAUGAAAGCAUUUGCUCAAAAUGUCCUAGUGCGCAGACGAACACUGACACUUUACGCGCUCGCAAGGUCAUCAUGACCGCCCAGAAGCCGCUUGCUGCAUCCAGUGAGCAGAACCAUAGGUAG
Molecule: messenger RNA, 603 nt
Organism: Phytophthora infestans T30-4
Lineage: Eukaryota; Oomycota; Peronosporomycetes; Peronosporales; Peronosporaceae
Exons: 3
Coding region: 1-603 (200 amino acids)
Source: RefSeq, a predicted model, not a curated record